Messenger RNA from Micropterus salmoides (largemouth bass), 3625 nucleotides. RefSeq names its product neurofibromin 2b (merlin) (gene nf2b). Gene Ontology annotation, biological process: regulation of organelle assembly; positive regulation of early endosome to late endosome transport; positive regulation of protein localization to early endosome. The coding region runs from base 168 to 1946 and encodes 592 amino acids. Gene Ontology annotation, cellular component: cytoskeleton; plasma membrane; adherens junction. The record is from RefSeq and is a predicted model, not a curated record. Lineage: Eukaryota; Metazoa; Chordata; Actinopteri; Centrarchiformes; Centrarchidae. Gene Ontology annotation, molecular function: actin binding; cell adhesion molecule binding. The transcript has 17 exons.
CUACAACUUGUUUUGGUCCGUUUUCGUGGCAUAGCUGAAAACCUAACGCUGUCUAGUGGUAUCAGUUAGCUUAGCAUUGGUCUCAAGCCCAUCCUCUUCUGAGCCUUUUUGAACGGCAGAAGUUUGUAACUGUGCUCCCUGGUUUCUUUGACAGCAACACCCUCAAAAUGUCAAUCCUAGGAUUAAAGAAGAAACAGCCAAAGACUUUCAAAGUCAAAGUUAUCACCAUGGAUGCUGAAAUGGAGUUCAGCUGUGAGGUGAAGUGGAAAGGUAAAGACCUGUUUGACCUGGUGUGUCGCACUGUUGGUUUGAGGGAGACCUGGUUCUUUGGACUGAGGUACACAGUAAAAGACACCUAUGCCUGGCUAAAACAAGAGAAAAGGGUCUUGGACCAGGAGGUCCCCAAGGACUCUCCCAUAACAUUUCAUUUCCUGGCUAAAUUCUUCCCAGAAAAAGUAGAAGAAGAGCUGGUCCAAGAAAUAACUCAGCACCUCUUCUUCUUACAGGUGAAAAAACAAAUAUUAGAUGAAGAGAUAUUCUGUUCCCCCGAAGCAUCUGUUCUGCUGGCAUCAUAUGCUGUCCAAGCCAAGUAUGGGGACUAUGACCCAAACUUUCACAAGCCAGGCUUCUUGGCACAAGAUGAGCUUUUGCCAAAAAGAGUUUUGAUGCAAUACCAAAUGACAGCGGACAUGUGGGAGGAGAAGAUCACAGCUUGGUAUGCAGAGCACAGAGGCAUCGCCAGGGACGAAGCUGAAAUGGAAUACCUGAAAAUCGCCCAGGACCUUGAGAUGUACGGUGUCAGCUACUUUGCCAUUACUCAAAAUAAGAGGGACACAGAGCUGUUACUUGGAGUGGAUGCUCAGGGUCUUCACAUCUACAGCCCCAACAGCAAACUCAACCCUAACAAGUCCUUUCCUUGGAGCGGCAUCCGCAACAUCUCUUACAGUGAAAAGGAGUUCACAAUCAAACCCCUGGACAAGAAGAAAGAUGUUUUCAAGUUCUACUCAUCUCAACUGCGUGUCAACAAGCUGAUCCUGCAGUUAUGCAUUGGUAACCAUGAUCUAUUCAUGAGGAGGAGGAAGGUGGACUCCAUUGAAGUGCAGCAGAUGAAGGCUCAAGCUAAAGAGGAGAAGGCUCGCAAGAAGAUGGAGCGUCAAAUCCUGGCCCGGGAAAAACAAAUGAGGGAGGAAGCAGAACGAGCAAAAGAAGAGAUGGAACGAAGACUUUUCCAGCUGCAGGACGAGGCACGACUGGCCAACGAGGCACUGCUGCGAUCUGAGGAGACAGCGGACCUGCUGGCAGAGAAGGCCCAGAUUGCUGAGGAGGAGGCCAAACUGUUGGCCCACAAGGCUGCAGAAGCUGAGCAGGACAGGCAGAGGUUAGAGGUCACUGCCAUGAAGACCAAGGAGGAGAAAAGGCUGAUGGAGCAGAAGAUGAGGGAGGCAGAGCAGCUGGCUGUCAAACUGGUGGAGCAGUCCGAGAGGAGGUUGAAGGAGGCAGAUCACCUGAAACAAGACCUGACGGAGGCAAAAGACGCUGAACGGAGAGCCAAGCAGAAGCUGCUGGAGAUCACCAAAACAACAUACCCUCUCAUAGCAGCCUACUCUACUCCCCCUGCUCCCCCUGCUCCUCCUGAAGCAGCCGACUUUGCCUAUGAAUCGUCAUCUACGCGCCUCGACUUCAAGGACUCCGACAUGAAACGGUUGUCUAUGGAGAUCGAGAGAGAGAGGCUGGAGUACAUGGAGAAGAGUAAACACCUACAGGACCAGCUGAAGGAGCUGAAGACAGAGAUCGAAUCUCUGAAGCUGGAGGAGCAGCAGCAACAGGCUGGCCUGUACAACCUCUGCAGUGAAGCAAGGGGAUACGUCCAGGAGCCUGUCUACAUACCUCACAGCAACCGAAACUCUGCGUACAUGUCUCAGAUGGCCUUCUUUGAAGAAGUGUGAUCAGGUCCUGCAAGAUGAGGAAGGAGGGCUCCAGCUGUUGUGACUCCGUGCUUUCUCAAAAUGUUUGGUUAAUUUUUUACCUGGCUGAAAUUAACAGACAGAUACGAACAUACACCAUGACUGUGUGCUUUGGAAAGACUUCAAAACUGUCCUCAACAACAAACCAGCCACUACUUUGGCUGUCAUGCAUAGUUGUACCACCUGUAACACCACAGCACCUUCCACAUGUCUUUUUUAUGUAAUGAACACAUUAACAUGUGCCGUGUAUCUAACGCUGUUCUAGGAUAUGGUGCGGAAAAUGACUACGAAUAAGUUUUGAUGUUUUUGUUUGUGGUUUUAAGGGAUACUUAGCUGUAAGAUGAUCUGAAAUAGAAGCACGCCUUAAAGACAAGUUAUACGUGAAUGCCUUCACUGCGUUUUGGGACAGGGAUUAAAUUCGUUACAAACCGGAGUUCGGCAAUGCAUAAAUUAUCUUUUUAGUUAGAUUGUGUAAAUAUGGAAGCUUUUGGUCAUUUUCUUUCAAAUCAAGCUUGGCUUUAGUUCAAAGAAACCAACUUUUGUGAUCAUACAUUUACCAAGCUAUUGUUAAAUGUAGCUCCGAAUGCUAAAAAAUACACUAAAGAUAACUCUUAAUCAAUGAUACCUAAUGUGAAAAUUAACAUUGUGAUCUUGCUCAUAAAAGUAAUUUGUCAAAGUAGUAAUUGCAGCUCACAGAAGUCUAAACUUGACGAGCAGACGUGUGCAGGGACAGUGUCCAGAUGUGUGGCUCCAUAAAAAUGUAAAAUGCUGUGUUUGAUCUUUAGUUUGGGCUUUCAUUUGUAUUUGAUUGCUCUUUCUGUUACCUGGUUCAUAAGCUGCCUCUACUGAUAACAGUACACAGAUGCGUUUUAUUGUUUCUAGUGCCUCAUCAUGGUAAUUAAUCGAAAUGUAGUGUACAGUUACAGGCUUAAGCUCUGCCAUUUCAAGUUUCUAUAAUUUGUACUCUAGACUGUUGAUGUGCCUUGAACUUUAUUUUUUACUGUUAGGAUUUGAGUUACUACGGUUUUAUCACUGUACUCAUGUGUCUUAGGGUUACUUUAAGUUUGGGGGUGAUGCCAUAGCCUGACUGAUUCACAGAACAGCAUAUUGAUGGCCUGUUUUUGAACUCCGCUCAUGUACUUCUCAGGGUUAGUGUUGGAGACAAUCACAGGUAGAAUCUCAUUGUUUUCCCCCACUGAGAUACACAGACUGGUAAUGUUUACCUUUUUGAACCGGCUAUUUUUAUUGAACCUGCCUAAGUCCAGUAGUAAUUCACAUGGUAAACAUUGUUUGCCGUCAGUGGUUGCGCUGCAUUUCAUGAAUAUAGAGGUUGGUAACAUGAGUGAACUUUUAUUGUACUACACUCCUCAUUACAUCCUCAUAAAGGGAGAGGCUGGAUGCAGAAUGUACAGCCAGAGAUUCUGCAUGUUUGGACUGGCCUAUUAGACUGGCUUCAUUAUGGACUGAACAGUGACAUAUGAUUGGUUCAUUAUUGCCCUCACGAUUGGUUUCUGAAUGAGGACUAAUCUUGGUCUUGUGUAAAUGGUAUUGUGUCAAAUGUCCAAGUGGAAAUGUUUUUUGUUCAUCAACACAUUGCUUAAGUGCUUCAGUUUGCAUCUUUAACCUUAUUUAUUUGUGCUAUAAAUCCUUCAAUAACAUCA